This is a messenger RNA of Chaetomium globosum CBS 148.51, 3531 nucleotides long. RefSeq lists its product as uncharacterized. NCBI's taxonomy places the organism in Eukaryota, Fungi, Ascomycota, Sordariomycetes, Sordariales, Chaetomiaceae. The record is from RefSeq and is a predicted model, not a curated record. Bases 1 to 3531 code for a protein of 1176 amino acids. Gene Ontology annotation, biological process: cell migration; regulation of Arp2/3 complex-mediated actin nucleation. The transcript is spliced from 7 exons. Gene Ontology annotation, cellular component: plasma membrane; lamellipodium.
AUGGCUGUCCCGGACCUACUGGUCAAGAAAAGACCCACCCCGGGAGGCGUAACCAUCUCCAAAUCCGAUAGCUUCGAUUCCAAUGCUAGUCCUUCGACCCCGGACCCGAAUUCCCCAGCGAGCUUCGACAGCGGCCAUCGAUCCUUCUCCAUCAGUUCCAUCAAAGGCCGGGCAUGGCGCUCGUUCAGCUCCAAGGAGAAGGGUGGAACGCCCGACGCAGGCCAUAGUUUUCGCACCCACGCCCGGAGGCUUUCCAAGUCGAGACCCAUUUCUUCUUCGUCACAUACCGAUGGCCCCAGUCGCCGGGGCUCGACCGUUUCCGACGAUCAUAGCCGCUUAUCGCUGUCAACCGCCGAUAGUCUCAGCCUAGUCAACGCGAGCUCGGCUUCUUCGUCGGUCGACUGGAGUGCCCAGCAUGUCGAGGGAUUCGCCGCCCUCGAGUCCGAUACCCUCCUUCUAAAAACAAAAACAAAGACACCCUACCUCGUCGUCACGACCAACUACCUGCUUAAGACCAAGAGUCGCGCUGAUGCCGUGGCGCUCAUCCCGGGGUUGGCGGCGGAAGGGAGCAAGCCCGAAAGCAGUGGCUCAGGCCCCGAGCCGCUGCUGGUCAUCCCAACGGACGCAAUCGUGUCGGUGUUUGCAGCCGAGAGCACGCGACCAUCGUUCGGCAUCGAAGUGUGGUGGAGGAGCCCGCUAGCUGGCCACUCGUUUUGUCGGUCGGAUUUCUUCUUCACGGAUCCCACCCAGCGGAACGAGCAGUUGCACCAUAUCACCCGUUCCAUGCGGGCCGGCCAACAACAAGAUGAGGAUGGAGCUGCUCGCCAUUCCCAGGACGUCAAGGCGGUGAUCAAAAAGAUCCACGAGGUCGAAGAGCCUCGGUUCCACCACUGGAAACCCGAAAUCAUUCCUGUCGUGCCGCGUGGUGCUACGAGGAGGGGGUACAUGCCCAAGCUCGAGGAUGCAACGAAAAAGUCUCAGGAAGGCCCCGCGUUCUACCUCGUUGUCGGCACCUACCUCUGCCAUCUCGUCGAGGUCCAGAAAGGGAAGGGCGGGGACGCAGUUUGUCGGCACAAGUCCUACGGCCUGGUGACGCUGGAGAGCUUCAAAGGGGAGUGGGUUAUGCACGAAGAGCGGUUCAACAUCACCUUCCGCGAACCGUUCAAGAGCCCCGUCGCCCUCGAGCUAGCCAGCCGCUACUACCGACACAUCAUCCGCGUCUUCGGCACCUCAGAUCGUUUUCUCAAGCCUGCCUGGCCGCAGCUAUGGCAGAGCAUGGAGAUCUUCCACGUCUCGGGUUUGAAAGAGCCGCAGUACCUCGUGCCCAAGGAAGAUUUUGGAAGCUUCAAGCGGACCCUCGACGGGUACCUUGCGGCGUACCACUGCCAGGAUGUCGAUUGGGAGAUCAACUGGAAGACCCGGUUCGCCCCCGAGUUCCGGCUGCUGCCCGGGAAGCGCGGGCCAUACUCCUCCCUGCAGCUUCUCGCUGUCCUCCGCGCGCUGCGGUACAACGACUAUUUUACGUCGUUGUCCUUCCGGGACGUCGACUUGUCGGUGCUGCAUGGCCUUCAGGACAACACCCUUAGGAAGGUGAAUGUUGCGUACCUGAGCCGUACUUGCGUGGCCCUUGGCCCUGACGAGAUCGAGACGCUGAGGGUCAGCCCCGUGCUGCACCAAGAGUUCCACGCCCUCGCCUUCUGUUCCGAGAAGAUUCGGCAGAUCGACUUUGGGAACUGCAGCCGGUCCCUCUCUUCACGAAUGGCGCAAUACAACAACCAGCCCCAAAGUCUCCAGUUUCUCGCCCCCAUUUUGAGCUUGCUGAGGUCGGGUAUCACCAAGUGCAACCGCCUGAUCGUCAGCGGGAAUACCUUGCCUCCGUCCGAUGUUGAGGACCUUGCCGAGACGAUGAAGUGCGGGACAAUCCAAGCCCUCGACGUGUCCUAUUGCGGCCUCGACGACGCCAGCUUGCGAGAGGUGAUUGUUGACCCGCUCUCCGACUGCCCGGGGCUCCUGCAGACACUGUCCAUAUCUGGAAAUCCUGGCCGGCUUCCAGCGCACAUUCUGCCCGGCUUGUUUCGAUACCUCACCGAGAUCCGGGAGUUGAACCUGAGCGGCAGUAUCCAGGCCGAAAGCUUUAUCGAGGGCUCGCUGCUCCCCUUCACCGCCCUCGAGUCGAUGGAGAGGCUCGAGGAGCUUGACGUCUCGGGUUAUAAGCUCGACGACGCCACCUCCCACGACCUCGAGCGAUUCUUGCAGUACCGAAACUGGCGGGCCGACCAGGGCCAGCCCCUGCGCUUCCACAAGCUCGUCCUCAACCACUGCCGCAUCACGGGCACGCAAGCAGCCCGCCUCUUCCACGCCAUCGGCGAGAACCGCGGCAUGCACCUCUGCCUCAGCGGAAACCCCAUCGAAGACGGCAUCGAAGACCUCGCCGCCGCCAUCACCUCCAACCAAGGCCCCGCCGGCCUCUACCUCGAGAUGAUCGAGUUCAAGCACGAGGCUAACUACCUCACGCUCCUCGAAGCGCUCACCACCACCCGACACCUCACCCUCCUCAGCCUGGCUGGGCACCGCCCCCUCCCCAGACUCCCCCGGCCCCUGCACCUCGACCUCUCCGGCUUCUCAGGAAAGCUCGACGACGGUCAACUGCCCCCCGGCGCGGGCCGCGCCCUCUCCGGGCUCGCCACCAACACCACCCUCACCCACCUCCGCAUCCGCAACCAGAACCUGCACUCGGACGCCGGCGUCCUCGGCCGCGCCCUCGCCCUCAACUCCACCCUGCGCGCGCUCGACUGCCGUGGCAACGGGCUCAACCUGACCAGCCUGCGCUUCCUGGUCGAUUCCCUGGCGGCGCCCACCAGCGCCAUCACCGAGUUCCCCUGCCCGGCCGACGAGCGCGCCGCCGUGUGGCGCACGGUGUUGAGGGGCUUGCAGCGCACGCCGUCGUCGGCGGCGGUGUCGGCGCUGGGGACGGUGAGUGCGGCGGCCGCGGCGAGUGCGGGGGCGGCGGUGGCGGUGAGGGAUUUGUUGAAGGGGGAGGAGGUGUUGUUGAGGGGGGUGCUGGAUGGGUUGUGGGAGAGGUUGGAGGGGUGUUUGAGGGAGAAUCGGAGGAAGUUGGGGGUUGUGGUGGAUGGGAAUAUGGCCGCUGGUGGUGCGCAGCAGGGGUAUAGGCAUCGGCAUCGGCGGAGUAGCAGUGCGGGGUUGGGUGGUGGUGGUGGCGGUGUGUUCCCCGGGGAGGAGGAGUGGUCGGGUUUUGACGUGGUUGCUGAUACCGGCGUAGGUUUGGGUAUUGGGACGGGAGGAAGCGGCGCGCCUAGCAGGUGGCCGAGCACCGACUCGGAACCGGGCAGCAGCAGCGGCAACAGCAGCGGCGUGCCCAAGCCCACGAUCGAGACGCCUGCGGAGGGCCAGGGACGGGACCAGGCGCAAGUGCGCGUGGUGGUCGGGGAGGCAGACCAGGAAGAAGUGGAAGGGGAUGACCUGUUCCGCAAGAUGGUGGACGAUUUCCGGAAGGCGGGGUUUGAGGUUUAG